ACCACCAGCCAAAAAACAGGUUGAACAUGAAGGCGUUGCUCUUACUGAUCCACGGGCAUGGAAUAAAAAGCCACCCGAUUUGUGCUCACCAUAGAUUUCUUUGUGUUUUUGUAGUAAGGGUUCCAUCCGAUGCUCAUCACCAUUUUGUAAACGUCGCCAUUCCCGACACAAGCCCAGCCAUAAUAGAUUCCUGUGCUGAUAUCUGCUGGAAGAUUGUCCACCACCGAAUCCGGGAAGUUGGCUGGAGAUCCGAGGGGGACAGAGCAAGGGAAGAAGAAUAAAAUGAAAAAGAGGUAAAGGUGAUCGCCGACUGAAGGAAAUCUAACAUCUUGGGAGAGACUGCUGGCUUCUUUACAGAACUCACUAAAAGCAUCUUUCCUGAGGUCUCCUUGAAAACAUGCGAUUGCUCAGACAAAGAUGGUGGCAACUGUUACUGAAGUUGAGCGUUGUGCUGGGAUCACUGUUGCUGCUGUUUCUGGUCCUGCAAUGGGACAGCCCCUUGCCUCCUGAACUGAUCCACAGUCCCAACUGGUUGGAGUACCAGGAUUAUGAAUUUGGCGCAGAGGGAGUUUGUAACUGCUCAGCAAUCCAACGGGGAGACUCGGAGGCACUGCAGCAAGCCAAAUUAUUAACCAUUACAAGAGACUUUCGGAAGAAUAUUCAGAUCCCUGACGAGUAUUACAUUAAUGAAACCGAGGACUGCAGGGAAUUCACGUCAAAGAGGAAAUACAUAACAUUUUCUCUAAGCAAAGAAGAGGAGGAAUUUCCUCUGGCAUAUUCCAUGGUUGUUCAUCACAAGGUGCAGAACUUUGAACGACUGCUGCGAGCCAUUUAUGCACCUCAGAACAUUUAUUGUGUUCACGUGGAUGAAAAAGCCCAGCCCUCUGUAAAAGUUGCCAUUCGGAGCAUUGCUUCCUGUUUCCCCAAUGUCUUCAUGGUCAGUCGGGCUGUGAGUGUGGUCUAUGCUGGUUGGCCCCGUGUCCAAGCUGACCUUAACUGCAUGGCUGACCUCUAUAAUGCCAGUGCAGAGUGGAAGUACUUCAUCAACCUUUGUGGCCAAGACUUCCCUCUAAAAACUAACUUGGAAAUGGUAAGGAUGCUGCGCUUGCUGAAAGGUGGCAACAGCAUGGAGUCAGAAAACAUGCCUGAAGGGAAGAAGUGGAGGAUAUCACAGAUUCACGAGAUUGUUGAUGGGACAAUAAAGUCAACGGGAAAGUCAAAGAGUCCACCUCCCUUCAACCUGCCCAUUAAGUCAGGAAACGCCUACAUCGUGGUAACUCGGGGCUACGUCCGCAGUGUUUUGGAAGACACCAGAAUACGAUCCCUUAUUGAGUGGUCCAAGGACACCUACAGUCCAGAUGAGUUCCUAUGGGCCACCAUUCAGCGUAUCCCUGGUGUCCCCGGCUCAACAAGGCCCCACACUAAGUACGACCAGACAGACAUUAAUGCCAUUGCACGGCUGGUAAAGUGGGUGUGGCAUGAGGGAUUGGAGGAUUCAGCAGUGUACCCUGAGUGUCAGGGCAACCAUGUAAGGUCCAUAUGUGUGUAUGGAGCUGGGGACCUACCAUGGCUCCUGGAGAACCACCACCUCUUUGCCAACAAGUUUGACACUUAUACUGAUCCUAUUCCUGUCUUCUGCUUAGAGAAACAUCUCCGACAGAAAGCUCUGGCUGAGUCAGAGGGUGAAUAUUUUUUUUGGUCUCGUUAGAUGACUUAAAAUAAGAUUAUCUGCUACAUCUUACAGAAAGAGCUUCCCUAUCUCUACCUGCAAUUUCUUCUGACCUGAACACUGACCAACAUCUUGCAGCUUCUCUCCUUUACUACAUUUAUCGUGCCUCAAAGAAUUUUCCCCUUUCAUGAGACUGAUCUAACAAGUUUGCGAUGCAGAUAGUUACCCCUCCUGUUCCUGAUUCUGGUACUUGUUUUGAAUGUCUGUUUUGUAUAACAUUUUGAAAACCAAAUAACAAGUAUUAAAUAAUAAAAAAAGCUGGUA
This is a messenger RNA of Fundulus heteroclitus (mummichog), 1993 nucleotides long. RefSeq names its product beta-1,3-galactosyl-O-glycosyl-glycoprotein beta-1,6-N-acetylglucosaminyltransferase-like. The record is from RefSeq and is a predicted model, not a curated record. The coding region runs from base 398 to 1708 and encodes 436 amino acids. Gene Ontology annotation, molecular function: beta-1,3-galactosyl-O-glycosyl-glycoprotein beta-1,6-N-acetylglucosaminyltransferase activity. Gene Ontology annotation, cellular component: membrane. The transcript has 5 exons. Lineage: Eukaryota; Metazoa; Chordata; Actinopteri; Cyprinodontiformes; Fundulidae.